Molecule: messenger RNA, 252 nt
Organism: Zasmidium cellare ATCC 36951
Lineage: Eukaryota; Fungi; Ascomycota; Dothideomycetes; Mycosphaerellales; Mycosphaerellaceae
Exons: 2
Coding region: 1-252 (83 amino acids)
Source: RefSeq, a predicted model, not a curated record
AUGCACCACCACGCCACCCUCCUCCUCCUGCUGCUGACUCUUCUCCUAACCCUCACAACCGCCCAAACCCCCACUCCCACAACCCUCCUCAAACGCAGCGGCGUCCUCCCAAAAGUCCACCUCGACCUCCACCCGACCGGCACCAACGAGGUCGGCCAAACAACCUUCUGCACGACGCAGACGCUGGGCCGGAAACCUACGCAGGUGUGUUUUGGGUGGGUGGCGCCGCCUUGGAAUACGAUUGAGUCUUGA